CCUUUCCUCGACUGUACCCAUCAAUGCUUAUGCCCAUUCCUCUCCCUUGCUCUGUAGUAUUAAUUCUAACUCACUACUUUGCCUUUCUCAUGAAAGUUUUAUGAUUUUCUGCCAGUAGAUAAAUCUUCUCAUGCGUUUUUGUCUUUCCUUCUUGAUUUGGAUUUGUUAUUUCUUUUAUGGUUGCCGACACGAAAGGUUUGUUCUUCUUGACUUUGUGUUUUGUUUACCGAACUUUCUCAUUGUGUUAGAUGAACAACUCAAAGACGGAGCUAACAAGAAGAAAGCUAGAACACACAAAGACAAAACUCAGGUCCUGUUUGGUGAGAAUAGCUGAGUUAUUGAACCAAGAAAGUCUACUUAUUCUUUUGGAGCAAGAAGCUGACUGACUAAAAAAAAUGGUGGGAAGCAUCGAGGCCAAGAGCCUGUUAUCAAAAUGUUCUGCUCAACACAAUGGUCUCAACUUGGAGGAUAAGCUUGAUGAGUUUCGUCGUCUUCUUGGAAAAUCAGACAAAGAUCCGUUAAGGAUUGUAAGCGUUGGAGCUGGUGCUUGGGGAAGUGUCUUUGCAGCUCUUCUCCAAGAAAGCUACGGAGGUUUCAGGGAGAAGUUUCAGAUCAGGAUAUGGAGAAGACCCGGUAGAGCUGUUAGUAGAUCAACAGCUGAGCAUUUGUUCGAAGUGAUCAAUUCUCGGGAAGAUGUCCUGAGGAGACUGAUAAGACGCUGCGCUUAUCUGAAAUACGUCGAGGCAAGACUCGGUGAUAGGACGCUCUAUGCAGAUGAGAUAUUGAAAGACGGGUUUUGUCUUAACAUGGUUGACACGCCGCUUUGCCCUCUCAAGGUUGUGACAAACCUGCAAGAAGCUGCGUGGGAUGCUGAUAUUGUUGUUAAUGGAUUACCUUCGACUGAGACACGACAAGUGUUUGAAGAGAUUAGCAAGUAUUGGAAAGAGAGGAUCACAGUUCCUAUUAUUAUCUCUCUGUCUAAGGGUAUUGAAACUGCUCUCGAGCCAGUUCCACAUAUCAUUACUCCAACAAAGAUGAUCCAUCAAGCAACUGGUGUGCCGAUUGAGAAUGUACUCUAUCUUGGUGGACCAAACAUUGCUGCUGAAAUUUACAACAAGGAAUAUGCUAAUGCUAGAAUCUGUGGAGCUGAGAAAUGGAGGAAACCACUAGCAAAGUUCUUAAGACAACCUCAUUUCAUUGUUUGGGACAAUAGUGAUCUUGUGACACAUGAAGUAAUGGGAGGUCUCAAGAAUGUGUACGCCAUUGGAGCUGGUAAGUGUCUGCAUGUACACAAGGACUCGAGGGAUUUUACCUUGGCUUUGAUCCUUCUCCUCUUGUUCUUUUUUUCAGGAAUGGUGGCAGCGCUUACUAACGAGAGCGCUACAAGCAAAUCAGUGUACUUUGCUCAUUGUACAUCUGAGAUGAUAUUCAUAACUCAUUUACUAGCAGAAGAACCUGAGAAACUUGCAGGACCUUUGCUAGCUGACACUUAUGUGACCUUGUUGAAAGGGCGUAACGCCUGGUAUGGUCAGAUGCUUGCUAAAGGAGAAAUAAAUAGAGACAUGGGUGAUAGUAUAAGCGGAAAGGGAAUGAUUCAGGGUGUUUCUGCAGUGGGAGCGUUUUAUCAACUGCUUAGUCAGUCCAGCCUAAGUAUAUUGCAUUCUGAAGAGAAGAAACCUGUGGCUCCGGUUGAAUCAUGUCCUAUUUUGAAAACACUCUACAAGAUACUCAUCACAAGAGAACAAUCAACACAAGCGAUUCUGCAAGCAUUAAGGGAUGAAACACUGAAUGACCCAAGAGACAGGAUUGAGAUUGCACAGAGCCAUGCAUUCUACAGGCCUUCCCUUCUAGAUCAGCCUUGAUUAGUCUGUCAUGGCUCAUAAUCCGAACUUCUAAGAUCUUACUUGUGCAAACUGCAGAUUCUGCUAUGUUAAACAUCAUGUCUUAAAAUUGAUUGUUGUUCAGUUUCUUGAGUCGUCAUAAUCUUUGUACUGUAUCUUUCUCUUUAUGGCUUUUUUUUUACUAAGAAAAUAUCAACUUCAAUAUACCAAUAAGCAAUUCUACUUUA
Messenger RNA from Brassica napus (rape), 2068 nucleotides. Its product is annotated as glycerol-3-phosphate dehydrogenase [NAD(+)] GPDHC1, cytosolic-like. Gene Ontology annotation, molecular function: NAD binding; glycerol-3-phosphate dehydrogenase [NAD(P)+] activity. Gene Ontology annotation, cellular component: cytosol; glycerol-3-phosphate dehydrogenase (FAD) complex. The transcript has 6 exons. Bases 396 to 1862 code for a protein of 488 amino acids. Gene Ontology annotation, biological process: carbohydrate metabolic process; glycerol-3-phosphate catabolic process. Lineage: Eukaryota; Viridiplantae; Streptophyta; Magnoliopsida; Brassicales; Brassicaceae. The record is from RefSeq and is a predicted model, not a curated record.